AUGCAAGCCUUGAAGACCGAUUCACUGCCGUUGCUGACACGUGAACUGGGGAUUCGUGUCGUGGUUCACGAUCCCCGGUCAAUUCCGAUAGCAGCCGAGGACGGAGUAGAUGUUCGACCUGGAGAUAUGACUUCCAUUAAGCUCGAUUACGUGGAAAUCCAUCGCUUGGGGAAGCCCUGGGGUGUCUGCGCGAAGGACGGAGAAGUUCUCAGUUACAACUAUUCCAGAGAUCCUUACAGCCAGAACGACUGUGAACGUGCCUGUGUGAACAACGAAAUAUUCCGAAGAUGCCACUGUUACCAUCCUCGUUUCAUCCGGUCUACCAUCAUACCACGACGAGGAUUCAUCUGCCCUACUAACGGCACAGCUGGAGCAGAGAUUGACGAUUGUUUCGUGGAAGUAAUGACGGACAAUGACGCUGGUAAAAUUGAUUGCAGUUGUCCUCCGGCAUGCAGGGAGAAAGACUAUGACAUUGUCCUCUCCAGCAGUAAGCUUAACUCCGAUUUCUUCCAGUUGGUCAAAAAAUCUCGAUCUCUAACCAUGAAGAAUGGAACGCCAUCUGUGAUCAGUACUGAUUCCGAGCAUAAAGUCAAUAUAUCGAGCAAGCACCCUGACAAGUGA
Messenger RNA from Uloborus diversus, 621 nucleotides. Its product is annotated as degenerin mec-4-like. Lineage: Eukaryota; Metazoa; Arthropoda; Arachnida; Araneae; Uloboridae. The transcript is spliced from 5 exons. Gene Ontology annotation, molecular function: ligand-gated sodium channel activity. The record is from RefSeq and is a predicted model, not a curated record. Gene Ontology annotation, cellular component: membrane. Gene Ontology annotation, biological process: sodium ion transmembrane transport. The coding region runs from base 1 to 621 and encodes 206 amino acids.